This is a messenger RNA of Anopheles arabiensis, 976 nucleotides long. RefSeq names its product venom peptide SjAPI-like. The transcript is spliced from 2 exons. Lineage: Eukaryota; Metazoa; Arthropoda; Insecta; Diptera; Culicidae. The coding region runs from base 585 to 836 and encodes 83 amino acids. The record is from RefSeq and is a predicted model, not a curated record.
GAACUGUGAGCCGAGUAAGUACAUAAAUAGAGAGAGGCCCUGUCACGUGAAGAGGAGCAUAAAAGUAAAAGGAGGAAAGAGGCCGGUUUAAAUAUUCGUUGGACAUCAUCCCAAUUUCCCAUACACGCAGGAGAAUUUUGCAAAAUGGAACGUACCCAGCAACAAUUCAAGGACUCCAGACGCAGAGGAUUGAUAUAGAUAUUGUAGAUGGAUCAUCUACAGCCAGCAGCCAGCAGCAAAUCAAGAGGAACUUUAUCCAACGCUUGUUCGUGCGCCUUCCACUCUACGUCUAACCUCUAUCAAGAUCAAACGUUCAAACUUACCAAAGCAAAUUAACAAACCAUCAGCGGUGAAACUUAUUGAUCAACUCGCAACCAUUGUUCUUUGUACUAAUUAGAUAUAAGCUUCAAUUAUGAGGUCCAUAUGGCGGCAAACAAUUAAAAAUAUAUAACAACAAACUAACAGAAAAUUAGCCACGCUGCGGCACACUUAUUACCAGGCUGUUUCAUAUAAAAGAAGCAGUCGUUUUCAAUAGGGCUACGAGUCUAUCCGGGGAGCCAUUACACUUGAACCAACGCUGAACGAUGAAGUCUACAACUGUGCUGUUCGCAUUCGCCAUGCUUAUCCUUACCGCGAUGAGUGUGCACGCUAACGAAGAGACAUGUGAAGGUGAAAAUGAACAAUACGAAAAAUGUAUCCCUAAGGACCCGAUGACCUGCGCUAAUCAAAUCGAGAUAAUGCUUGGAUGUAAACCAGGGUGCACCUGCAAACCGUCAUACAUUCGUGAUAGCUGGCCAGGCGGAAAAUGCAUUCCGCUGGAGGACUGUCCGAAGUAGGUUGGUUCACGUAAAACGCACAAUAUGUAAUCAUCUUUCAAAUAAAUCUAUUUGUGCACUGUUCGGCCCCUACCCAGCGAUUUUGCUUAGGGUUAAAGCCUGCACCUGCAUGGUUCGAUCGCAUGCAUCGUAAAAUUCAA